Penicillium antarcticum is the source of this 6567-nucleotide messenger RNA. RefSeq lists its product as uncharacterized. Bases 1 to 6567 code for a protein of 2188 amino acids. Gene Ontology annotation, molecular function: DNA binding. Gene Ontology annotation, biological process: DNA integration. The record is from RefSeq and is a predicted model, not a curated record. The transcript has 2 exons. NCBI's taxonomy places the organism in Eukaryota, Fungi, Ascomycota, Eurotiomycetes, Eurotiales, Aspergillaceae.
AUGCCCCCAAAACGAACUCAAAAAGCUCAAAAAUUGCUUGAGCAAGAGGGCAAGAUCCUACUGGCUAUAAAAUCUAUUCAAAAUGGUCAAAUUACCACGAUUGCUGCAGCAGCACGCUCUUUUGAGGUGCCCCGCUCUACUCUCCAAGCCCGGAUCAAUGGGAGAACCAAUCGGUCUGAUACACGGGCUAAUGGCUAUAAACUCACUAAAAUUGAAGAAGAAUCAAUUAAGAGCUGGCUAAUAAGCAUGGAUCAACGAGGUGCUGCUCUUACGAUCAGUAUGCUAGCAGAUAUGGCCAAUUUAUUGCUAAAAGAGCGCGGAGAGACCCCGGUUCAGAGAGUGGGCAAAAAUUGGCCAACAAACUAUCUAAAUCGGCACUCCGAGCUUACUAGUCGAUUCUCUCGCAAAUAUGACUAUAAACGUGCUCUGAUGGAGGACCCAAAGGUCAUCACGGAGUGGUUUAACCUCUUUCAAAACACUAUCAUCAAGUAUGGAAUAUUAUCAGAUGAUAUCUAUAACUUUGAUGAGUCAGGGUUUGCGAUGGGAAUCAGUGCGACGACUAAGAUCAUUACUCAGUCAGUGUAUACUGGUCGGAGAGGUGUUUUACAACCUGGAAAUCGUGAAUGGGUGACUGUGGUUGAAUCAAUUGGCGCCUCUGGACACGCGCUUCCACCAUACAUAAUCUUCAAGGGAAAAAACUUCAUGUUACGAUGGUUUGAUGACCUUCCAAAACACUGGGCUAUCAAUCAUAGUCCAAACGGAUGGACGAGUGAUGAAAUAGGUGUUGAUUGGCUCCAAAAACACUUCAUUCCGCAUACAACAAAUCAAACCAAAGGAAAAUAUCGUCUUUUGGUCCUUGAUGGGCAUAACAGUCAUCUCACACCUCAAUUUGAUCAAAUUUGCGCUCAAAACAACAUCGUACCUAUCUGUAUGCCUGCGCAUACUUCCCAUCUUUUGCAGCCUCUUGAUGUUGGUUGUUUUGCUGUUUUGAAGCGAUCUUAUGGGAGUCGGGUUGCAGGAUAUACCCGAUUAGGCAUCAAUUCUAUUGAAAAAGAUGACUUCAUUGAUAUCUUCCCUAAAGCCCGUGGCGAUGCAUUUAAAAAGACUAUUAUUCAUAGCGCUUUCGCUGCUACUGGUCUUGUGCCAUUUGACCCUGAUCGGGUGUUGUCUCAUCUCAAUAUUCAGCUUGCAUCACCUACGCUCCCGGAUCGUCCAUUGUCACAGGGGUCAACCUCAGAUAGCAAUAUCUCAACUGGUAUCCCUCAGAACUCCAACCAACUAGCAAAACGCAAAGCUAGGAUUGAUUCGCAAUUGAGUGGGGGGUCAAAUAAGCUAUCUAGCCCUACAAAACGUGAACUUGCGCAAUAUCACAAAAUGACAGUGAAGAUGCUGCAUACGGUCGUUUUACAGGGUGAUGAGAUCAAGAGAUUACGGGCAGCGAAUGCAAAACAAAUGAAAAAAAGGGCCAAAUCCACAAAGCGGCUAUCCUACCAGGGUAGCCUGACAAGUGAUACGGUCGCUAAAGUGAGUGGUGGUAGUGGUGAUCAGAUAUAUAUAUCUAAUGCACCACCUGGUCCAUCACUCCCAGAGGAGCCCCUCUUGCCUGUUUUACCCCCUGUGACAAUUCACUUGCCAGAGCUUUCUCGUCGCCGUCCGAUUACCCCUGAACCCCUGAAUCCUCCGAAUACCCUCAUCCAUCCGAAAAGGUCCAAGGAACUCACUUGCUGCGAUCAACAAGUGAACAUAAUGGACUCGAGCACCUAUCUCUCCGCUAUGAAGAGCGAAAAACUGAAGGACUCGUCACAAUGGCAGUCGUGGCACCAGCGAGUGAAGGUAUUCGCUCAACGCAGAGACAUUUGGGAUCUCUGCAACCCCGAUGCGGACGAAUUGCAUCGUCCAGAGGCUCUCAGAGAGCCUAUUGCAGCUGACUACCCUGAUGAUGGGUCUCAGGAAGACAAGCGAGACUGGAGAGACCGCCUCGAAGUCUAUAAAAUCAAGGCAAACCGCUGGGAUAGACAGCGCAAAAGCCUAAAUGAGAUUGAUGAUCUUAUCGUCAACUCUCUGGAUGCAUCACUCCGUGAUGCAGUUUUGAAGUGCGAAACACCGUACGACCGUCUAGUAUAUCUCAGCAAGAGAUUCGCUAGAUCUGAAGCGUAUACUGAAGAAGUACGCAUGCAAUGGAGAGCUUUGUCAACCCAAAAGCCGACCGGAGAUGUCGAAAAAUGGCUGAUCUCAUGGGUGGAGCUAUAUGAGCGAGCAGUCAGUCUCAAAAUCAUUGAAACUGCCAACGCAAAUAAGGACUUACUGCAAGCCGUGAAAGAGGUCUUACCAAUCUGGUGGCAAGCCAAAUUCCAAGAGAUCGUGAUGGAGAAAGCAUCGAUAGAGACUCAAAGUCUGAUCGAGUCCUUCCGAUCGACAUAUCGUGAAAUUGGACCUAAUAUAGCGUUGCCACCGGCGGCAGCACUGAAGGGGUCUUUUUCCACCUGGCAAGGAUAUCAGGAAGCGAAAACUGAUGCGCCAAGUGAUGCGAAAAAGGACUCAAAAGGCAAAUUGGACGACACGCCUUUUGAGGCAAGACCAUGCCCGUGUGGAAUCAAAUUCCACAAACCCGCCAAUUGCUACACUCUGAAUGCCGCGAUGAGACCCGACGGUUUCACGGUAUCAAAAGAGAGGCAGAGACAGGCCGAGAAAACGCUUGCUGCAGAUCCAGCGUGGAAGAAAUGGGUCAAUGAAGCUAUUGAGAAAGCAUCGCCAAAGCUGUCAAAUGCAGUCACUGGAAACAUGGCCUUCUCCACUAGCUUACUAGACCUACCGGCGUCAUCCAUCAAGGACCGGUGGAUCUUGGACUCCGGUUCCAGCGUACAUGUCUGUAAUAAUAGAAGUCGCUUUGUGGACCUUUCCACUUGCCAGCACUCUCUAUCGACCGGUGACGGCAAGACAUCUGUUAUCGGGCAAGGGACAGCAAGGCUUCAUGGCAUCGAUCCAAUCACAAGAAAGGAGAAGGUGAUUACCUUAAGCAACGUCUAUUACGCACCAGGUUUCCAUGUAAACCUAGUGUCGUACGCUCGCUUGAAGGAGAAAGGCGGACAUUGGUCUGAGGAAGCAGGCUAUAUCGAAGAUCACAAUGCCAUCCCAAUUGUCAGCCUGAAAUUGUGGAAGUCAGCCGGCUUAUGGGUCUUCGAUCAACCCGGGAGAGCACCGUUACGGACAGCAAAUGCCGUCCGAUCAUCAUCAUCGCCAAAACAGUCAGCCGCAUCAGCUGAAGUAUGGCAUCGUCGACUAGGCCAUCCGCAGUACAAGACUGUACAGCAAGUGGCAAAGCUAGUCGAGGGCGUCACAAUUGACGCUAGGACAGAGGAUCACGCAAUUUGUGAGACUUGCCACCUAGGAAGAUCAGAUCGCCAAGUAUCAAGAAGACCAAUUGGAAGGGUUUUCGGGCCACUUGGUAGGGUUCAUUUUGAUCUGAUACAGCUUCCACGUGCUUACAAUAAGCAUAACUGGAUCUCCCACUUCUAUAUUGAAGGAAUAAGGUUCCACUGGGUCAUGACGCAUGAGUACAAGCCCGAAUGUCAGCUUGCAAUCAAUCAUUUCGUCCAAUUGGCCAAGAACUGGUGGAAACUUCCGAUCAAAGCUUUCAAUUAUGAUAAUGAGAAAGCUGCAGGACGUCCAGCUGAGCAGAGCUUGACAUCCGAUGGAAUUGUGGUCUAUCAUAGUCCACCAAGGCACCCCGAGAUGAAUGGGUAUGCCGAAAGAGCAGGAGGUGUCAUCAUUCUUCGCAUGAGAAUGCUGAUACUCGAAGGCAAGCUCCCAAAGGAGCUAUGGCCUGAAGCAGCAAUGGCAGCAGUCUGGCUGCUGAAUCGGACCCCAACGUAUCUGGCUGAUCAGAAACGUUGGAUAGUCCCAUGGGGUGAAGUCAUGAAGAGCUUCGCCGGCGAGCAAGCGCCACCAAUCAACUUGGCCAACGUCAGGUUAUACGGCAGUCUCGCUUAUUGCCGUAUCGAGAAGCAGGUUCAGUCAGACAAGAUGAAUCCUCGUGCUGAGAUUGGCUUCUUGGUAGGCUAUAUAGCAUCAAACGUUUGGAAAAUAUGGUUUCCGCAAGCCAACAAAAUACGGCUCGUUCGGGAUGCUAUCUUCGAUGAAUCACGUCGAUAUACAGCGGACUUUCAGCACUUCCAGCAAGUGCCAUUGCCAAUACUGAAAGAACCGCAAGAACUGGACCAAACAGAGGCGACGAGAGCCUUCGAAGCAUCGAUCUCGACUAGAUCAAUGCCUGAAUCAGAGCUAGAAGCAAGACCAUUCAAUGACGAUGAUCAAGAUGUCAACAUUAAUGGCAAUGCUAAUAGCAAUGCUAAUGUCCGAAGCAAUGAAGCUCAACAUGAGACUCUAGACAUUGGACAAAGAGACCGUUUUUCGGCCGAAAAACCGUCUCAUAAAGAAGCAGCAAUUCCUCUAUUGGACAGCGACGGUUCUUCUGCAAAAGACACCGUUCAGCCAAUCAGGAAUCAGGAAAAGCCUGACCAGACAUUCAGAGGUCAGGGGGUGUACAAUACACCCGAAAGGGAAAGACGGGAUGAAAUAGACAUCAUCCCAGGCGCAUUUCCCCAGGAAGUCCCGCUUCCACCUACUCCGCCAAGCGAGUAUCCUGAGUCUCGUCAGGGGGUGGAAACGCUAGAUGAAACGCGUGGCACGCAAGAUCUAGCAAGGGACCAGGCUCAUGAUACGCAAGAAGUCGUACAGGAAGCUAUAGAGGAUCAGCAAGUGGACUCGGAUGAAGAAGCCGAAAUGCAAUUGCUUGCUGGGCUCGCACCAAGGGAUAUCAAUGGAGAUGUCGAUGAAACAAACAUCAUAUCUGGUUCUCGAAGACGUCAGCCUAAGCGAGAUGAUGCUUAUUCGUACGUCGCGAUGGAACCGCCAGCGUAUCUGCAUGCAUUUGCUGCUGGUCUGUACGCCGAGAAGCCAACUCGACGUCAUAGAGAUGAUCUCCCUGAGCUUCCUAGGAACUGGAAGGAUGUCAUGAAUCAUCCCUUCCAGGAAGGCUUUCUCGCCGCUAUGAGAAAAGAGAUCGAAUCGCUUACUAGAAAAGCGACAUUCGAUAUCAUCGAUCGUCCGAAGGAUCGAGGGAAGCAAAUACUUCCACUUCUCUGGGUUUUCGCGUACAAAUUUGAUCAGGAUGGAUACCUUAUCAAACUGAAAGCCAGAAUUUGCGUCCGAGGUGAUCUUGAGACCAUAUCAUCAGAUGAAAAGCGGGCUGCUACACUAGCAGCAAGAACAGCAAGGAUGAUAUUCGCACUUGUUGCGGCGUUUGAUCUUGAUCUUCGACAGCGAGAUGCUGUCACUGCUUUCUUGAAUAGCAGGCUCGACAAGGACGUCUAUACCAGAAUGCCGGAAGGGUUUGGAACCCCUGGCAAGUGCUGGAAGCUCCGAAAGGCGCUUUAUGGGUUGAGGAUAUCUCCUCGAUUAUGGCAGCAAGAAGCAGCCGGAGUUCUCACCAAAUUAGGACUCCGUCAAGUGCCAGAAGACCCAUGCGUAUUUAUCGGAAAUGGGAUCAUCGUCUUUUUCUAUGUCGAUGAUAUAUUGAUAGCAAGUCAUCAAAACGUCAGGAAGCUUGCUGAUCAACUGGAAAGAGAUCUCGAAGCUCAUUGGGAGCUUACAGAUCAUGGAGACGCGGAAUGGUUUCUGAAUAUCCGCAUUAUCAGAGACCGGCGUCUAAAGAAGCUGUGGCUAUGCCAAGACAGCUAUAUAUCAAGUAUCGCGGCCCGGUAUCACCUAACGGAUAGGCCACCGGUUUCGACACCGCUGUCGCUUGAUGAAUUAGAGCCGUAUCACGGCAAGGCAGAUGCUCAAUCAGUGCAUCUAUACCAGCAAAAGGUUGGCUCGGCCGGGUAUGCCACCACGAUAACCCGACCGGAUGCCGCAAAAGCGAAUGCGAAGCUUGCUCAAUUCUUGACGAAUCCUGGACCUCAACACCAAAAGGCGGCUGAUAGACUGAUCAGCUACCUCUAUUCAACGCGGUACCACGCAAUCGAGUAUGGGUCUCAACAGGAAGACAUCGAAUCCGUCCAAUUGGCAAGUGACGCGUCGUAUGGAGAUCAUGCAGACCGGAAGAGCUCUGCAGGAUAUAUCUGCCAGGUUUAUGGAGGACCUGUGGACUGGAAGGCCACCAAACAACGGACGGUGACUACAUCAACAACGGAAGCAGAGCUUCUUGGGCUCUCAGAAGCUGGCAAGCACCUUCAAUGGUGGAGACGACUAUUGCGGCAUGUUGGUUUCGAUCCUUCUCACGUUAUUAGCAUUGAAUGCGACAAUGAGAGAGCGAUCAACUUGCUCACGUCUCAGGAUGCUAGCUUCGACACCAAGCUUCGUCAUGUAGACAUUCACCACCUAUGGCUGAGACAGGAAGUGCAGAAAGGCCGGAUUUCGAUCCGAUGGGUGCCUACUGCCAGAAUGGUAGCCGACGGCCUCACAAAAUUGCUGCCAAGACAGCAGCACGAGCGUUUUGUGAAAAUGCUUCACUUGGUGGACAUCAGCCACUUGGUGGAUGCUGGAAAGACGCCAGGGAGAGGUUGA